AUGUCUGCUGCAUCCAUGGCCCUGGUUGCUGAGGCCAAGUGCAUGCUGGAUGAUAGGGAUGACAUAUGGGAAGAGAAGAAAACAGGUGAGGUUGUCCCUAUUGUUGAGUGCAGUAGGGAGCUCAAUGUUGAUACCAAGAUAGACAUGGCAGACAGACCAGCAAUAGUGGAUGCAGAUGGGGCAUAUGAACAGUGGGUGGCUGAGGAGGUUGCACAGAACAAGAUCGAUGAGGACAUGUAG
Molecule: messenger RNA, 240 nt
Organism: Pisolithus orientalis
Lineage: Eukaryota; Fungi; Basidiomycota; Agaricomycetes; Boletales; Pisolithaceae
Exons: 3
Coding region: 1-240 (79 amino acids)
Source: RefSeq, a predicted model, not a curated record